Molecule: messenger RNA, 1110 nt
Organism: Vigna radiata var. radiata (mung bean)
Lineage: Eukaryota; Viridiplantae; Streptophyta; Magnoliopsida; Fabales; Fabaceae
Exons: 1
Coding region: 1-1110 (369 amino acids)
Source: RefSeq, a predicted model, not a curated record
AUGGCAUCAUCCUCUAACCCCAAAAGAAUCAAGACGAUUGGCCACAAGAAGGACAAAGGCAAAAAGAAGAAGAGCAGCAUCUAUAGCCACCAUUUCCUCUCCAAGAAAAAUGAGGACCAUUUUCAAGUGAUUCAGAACCGUAGACUGUUGAUGGAGAGGCAAGUGGAAAAGUUGUAUUUGGAUGCUCCUGAUUUUGGUGAUGAGCUUGAGAGGAGGAACUGGGCAUGCAUCCUUACCUACCCUGAGCCGGCAAGCAUAGCAAUUGUCAAAGAAUUUUACGCGAAUGCUCGACAUUUCUCUGAUGAGGAAGAACCAUUCCUCAUCUAUGUCAGGGGUAGAAGGGUACCAUUUGACGCUCUCACCAUCAACUCCUUCUUAGGCACUGAUUGGCCUCAAGAUCUAGCCUCUUGCGAGUAUACUGCCGCACGUUCUGAUGAGUUUAAGGACGUGGACAUUGAGGAGGUGGAGCGUGUUCUUUGUGUUCUGGGGGGGCACUUCCAUAGAAACCACAAUGGCAAACCUCUUCAUAUUAAACAUUCUCUCCUCACCCCUGUGAACCAGUAUUGGGUAGCUCUCAUACAUGCCAACAUUAGCCCCUGCUCACACGUUUUUGAUCUCAUCACCACUCGUGCUAUCCUUCUGUACUUCAUCUUGCAGGGUCGGCAGAUAAGUUUGGGUCAACUAAUCGCUACCGAAAAUUUUGAUUUUGCCCAAUCUGCUAACCCGAAGGCCCCCCUUGGCUACCCUUCUCUCAUCACCUAUUUGUGCGCAUUAGCUGGGGUGGACACUUCGGAGGCCCCAUUCGAGCGGCCACGACAGAAGAUUGAUGGGGCAUACUACAGGCAACACUGCAUGUCUAAUGCGGCUGGCAUUCCCGCUCCUGGUCCUCAGCAGCACCAUGAACCCGUCCAGACUCCUCAGCCUGCCCACCAGGACCCACAGGACGCCUUCUCGAUGUUGGAGAUGCGUCAGAUGCUACAACACUUGAGUGCACAGGGCACCUCGGCUGGAGUUGGAGCACAAGCCAUGGAUGAAGAGGGCACUGAAGAGGUUGAUUCAGAUGGUGGAACUGAGAUCAUUGAGGAUAACGUGGAUGAGGAUGACGACUGA